Messenger RNA from Dentiscutata erythropus, 1170 nucleotides. The record is from the annotation of a GenBank genome assembly. NCBI's taxonomy places the organism in Eukaryota, Fungi, Glomeromycota, Glomeromycetes, Diversisporales, Gigasporaceae.
AUGGUAAACGCACAACCAAGAGUUGAUCUAACUAAGAUAGUAAACGCACAAGCAAGUGUUGAUCAAGAGUAUCCUCAAGAAACACGAAAAAGAAUAAUAUGCUUAGAUAUUAGUAAUAAAAACUUAGAGGGCUCCCUAAAAUUAGAAGGAUUUAGUAACCUAGAAGUUCUCAACUGUUCAAAUAAUCUAUUAACUGAUGUUGAUUUUUCGGAUUUAGAUCCAGAAAAAAUAAAAGAAAUUAAUCUAAAAAAUAAUCAGCUUUCAAUCAGGGAUCUAACUUGCUUUAGCAAAUUUGUUAAUAUACAAAGAAUAUCAGUAGAUAGCAGUUUUCAUGGAAGUCUAGAGCCUUUGAAAAGCUUAACCAAAUUACGAAGUAUAACUAUUGCUGGCACUCACAUUAACAGUGGCUUAAAAUACUUACCAAUUAGCGUAAAUAGUACUGGCUUUUUUGAUAGAGAAUGGAAUUCUUUUACAUCAUUGAUUACUUCUUGCGAAAAUUUUGGCUGCCAUAAAGUUCUUAAGCGACUAGAACAGUAUAUUUUAUUAACUACUGUUUAUGAUCCUAUUUAUCACGAUCCAAAAUAUUGUGAAAAGGAUGUUCUAGAGGCGUGGAGAAUAGAAAAUAUUCUUGAAUAUAGGCAAAAAAAGAAAGAAAAAUUAGUAAAAAACAAGUUUCUUUCUUUAAAAUCUCAAUUGUUUAAAUUAGAAAUUAUAUUUGAACAACAAAUAAAACCUUUAGAAUUCAAGAAUCUAAUUCCACAAAUAAAAAAGAAAAAAGCAGAGAUAAUUAAUAUUCUUCAUAGUGGAAGAGGCACUAGUGCUUACCUUCAUAAUGAAAUUAAAAAAAUGCGAAAAAAAUUAUCUGAUAAUAAAAAAUUAGAACAACAUUUACAGGAAGCAAAAAAAAUAACCAUUGAUUUGGAAAAAGCCAGGUUCUUUCACAGAGAAGACAAAAAGGAAGUUUAUAAAGGUGCUUAUAGAGAUUUAAAAAGAUUGGAAAAAAAUUUAAGCUAUCAUAAAAAAUUGGAGCAUAAUAUGAAUUAUUAUGAAAUCGCUCUUAGGGGGUUUGUUCACGGAACAAUACUUGUUGAAUUGAUUAAGCAUAUUGUUGAAAUUCAAAAGUUAACUCAAAAAUUAUUAGGUCGUCGAUACCAAUUCCAAAUUCUCUAA